AUGACCAUCCUGUCCCUGUCCAACGAGCUUCUUCUGCUCAUCGCAGCUCACCUCGACUGCAGAGACCUGUACGCACUCGUACGUACUCAUUCAACCCUCUACCAUCAGCUCAUCGGCUGCCUCUACCGAUGGAACCUGGAAAGCCGCGGUUUCGCGGCGUUGAUCUGGGCCGCCAAAAGAGGCUCUAUCGGCACCCUUCAGCGGUUUCUCGACAUUGAAGUGGAUCUGGGCUGGAAAUCACAGUGUCGAGCUUACAUGACGAGUAAAAUUACUGCAACCAGACUACGCCGGCCCCCAUCGGUGGCAGAUACCAAGCCCGACCAUCCAAUCUGCCAUGCAGCGACUAAUGGUCGAACAGAGUUUGUGCGCAUGCUCGUCGAACAUGGCGCCGACAUCAACUUCAAGGAUACUUACGGGCGAAGCCCUCUUGCCCUAGCCGCUCGCCAGGACAACAUCGUCUUGGUCCAGAUGCUUGUCCCCCUUGGUGCGAGCCUGCUUUCGUAUGACCGGUCUUUUCAUCGGCCAGCAGCAAACGCUGCUUCUCAGGGCCAUCAUCUUGUCGCUGAUUAUCUGCUUCAGGAGAUGGGCAGAUAUGCUCCAGUUAAACUAAACCGCACCAUCAUGGCCGAAAUGCAGUGGAUGCUUCUCUACGCCGCAAAGGAAGGAAAUGUGAAACGCGUGCGCAUUUUUCUUUCAAAAGGGGCAGAUAUCAACUUCCAACCAAAGGGAGAAAGGUGCACGCCGCUCUGUGGCGCUCUAUCGUCAGCCCCUCGACCAUUAAAAGCCGUCAAGUUUCUGCUAGAUCGCGGCGCAGAUCCAAACAUUGCCCUAUCCGUGAAAAAUACCCGAACAGGCGGCUGGAAGACCCCGGCCAGUCCACCACUCGGCCUCGCCAUGCUCCGCGAGGAAAGCUUACCUCUGCUCAAAGUCCUGCUGAAAUAUGGGGCCGAUGCGAGCCAGUGCGGUCUGGCCUUGUUCGAGGCUAUCAGACUCGAGAAAGAGGCCGAGUUCCAGCUGCUAGUGGACCAUCACGCCGACCUCUAUGUGUCUCUCAAAGGCACGUCCCUUGCUGAUUAUGGGCGGCAGAGCGAUUGCCAGAGUAUUCGGGACGCUUGUCUGGGGCUUGAUCUUACGGCUCCUACGCGGGAGCUGGGUUACCGUAUGGCUUAUCGUUGUGGUACCCGGCGCAGACGCUAUCGAAUACCGAAUGAUACCACCUUGAGUGUCCGUAUUCCUGCUUAG
Aspergillus terreus NIH2624 is the source of this 1242-nucleotide messenger RNA. Its product is annotated as ankyrin repeat domain-containing protein. Lineage: Eukaryota; Fungi; Ascomycota; Eurotiomycetes; Eurotiales; Aspergillaceae. The transcript has a single exon. Gene Ontology annotation, molecular function: protein binding. The record is from RefSeq and is a predicted model, not a curated record. The coding region runs from base 1 to 1242 and encodes 413 amino acids.